This is a messenger RNA of Bufo gargarizans (Asiatic toad), 2834 nucleotides long. It is a transcript of the gene BAX, whose product is annotated as BCL2 associated X, apoptosis regulator. Gene Ontology annotation, molecular function: protein heterodimerization activity; protein homodimerization activity; channel activity. Bases 64 to 729 code for a protein of 221 amino acids. The transcript is spliced from 6 exons. Gene Ontology annotation, cellular component: mitochondrial outer membrane. Gene Ontology annotation, biological process: intrinsic apoptotic signaling pathway in response to DNA damage; positive regulation of apoptotic process; mitochondrial fusion. The record is from RefSeq and is a predicted model, not a curated record. NCBI's taxonomy places the organism in Eukaryota, Metazoa, Chordata, Amphibia, Anura, Bufonidae.
UGGGCGCUCUGGGGAGUAUUGGCGGCAGGAACAUAGUUUAGGUGGUCACUGUACGAGGAACUGAUGGCGGAUCAGGGAGCUGGCGGGGAUUGUCCCCAGCAAGAGGGCGAGGGAGCCAGCGGAGGGGCCCCGGAAAGAAAUGGACGCAGGGAGAGCAGCGGCGGCGGCUCAGGUAUUUCAACGGAACAAAUCAUGCAGACUGGCAGCUUACUGCUGCGUGGGUUCAUAGCAGACCGGGUGGAGCGCAGUUCAGCACCAGAUACUGCUGCAGGCGUUCCAGAGCUGGUUGGGGUGGAACAGCUGCAGGCGAAUCCUUCCACUAAAAGACUGUGUGAAUGCCUUCGAAAGAUCGGAGAUGAGCUGGACGGGAACAUGGAGCUGCAGAGGAUGAUCGAUCAGGUCCGUGGCAACCCUCCCAAGGAGGUCUUCUUACAAGUGGCCACUGAAAUGUUUGCAGAUGGCAACUUCAACUGGGGACGUGUGGUAGCCCUGUUUUACUUUGCCUGCAAACUGGUUCUUAAGGCAUUGUGGUCUCAUGUGCCACAAAUGAUUCGCACAAUCAUAGACUGGACUAUGGAGUACCUUAGAAACCAUGUUGUCCAGUGGAUAAGAGAUCAAGGAGGCUGGGAAGGACUUCUGUCUUACUUUGGAACGCCUACCUGGCAAACUGUCGGGGUCUUCCUAGCUGGUGUUCUUACUGCCACUGUUGCCAUCUGGAGAUUAUCUUAAGACUUCUCUUCCAGUCCUAAAGCUUUCCGAAGCUUGUACUCAACAUCAGGAAGCACAAACUCAACCCACUCCAGCACUGACAAGUAAAGCUUGAAAGCAAGUGCUUCCAUCAGGGACUCCACCACACUCCACGAGAACAACCUAAGUGGCCGCCGGCGCCAGUUUCGGGAACACUUUUUUUUUUUUUAAACAUUGAAACGUGCCUUUUUAAUAUAUCAUGUGAAAUGGUUUUUAGUAAGCAUCUUUUGAUUUAAUACUUGAAUUUAUGCCCUUACCUUUCUGCAGCUUAUAAAAAACAAAAACUAAAAAAAAGUAUAUGUGUCAGAGGGUGAGGACAGUAGUUAAAGAAUGUGCAUUUAUCUCCCCUGCCCCUGGUUUGGUGGAUUAGUUAUGGGAUUUAAAUGUCGACCUUGCUGAGUUUGCACCUUUUAGGAAGAUAAAUUCCGUUAUUUAAGUAAUGGGAAAUGGUUACAGCUUCAGUUAUGCACAAAGCUGCAUUGCAUGUCAAUAUCCAUAGUGCAGUGGAUCAUGUAUGUAGGUGAAUGCUGCUGUCUCGAAAUGUGAAACUGACUGGCCAAAGUCUCAUAAUGUUUGAUACCAGGUGGUACAGUAAAACAGGUUUCCCCACGUAUGUUCUGACGUCUGUUAGAAAUCCCAACGUUGGACUACGUUCGGUAAGAAGGCAUUUUACAUUUGGCUCAGUUAGGAAGUUAAGAUAUUUGAUAAAGUAGAAUUAUGUCUGUAUGUCAGACCUUUUACCUGUUGCUAAAUUAAUCACAUACUGAGUUUUUGCUAGUUACAGCAAGCCAGAUCCAAAUGCUAAUAAUGCAAUUGUUUAUGUCCCACAAAGAUGGAAAAAAUGCUCUGUGAUCUGCUGAGAAAUGUAUGAAUGAGUCCGUCUGUACCUUACAAAGCACCAUCUGUUCCUAGAUGAUGUGAAGGUGAUAACGGGUGCCUCUGCUGUCACAUAUAAAAGCUCCAAUGCAUUUAAAAUGAGGAGGCUAGUUUAACAGCCUGCCAGAGUGCACCAGAUUGGCCUAGCCGGAUCCUGCUGUUCACCACAUCACUGUUUUUUGUCCUGGUGAAACCCAGCACUCAUGCCAAAAAGUGUCCAAAUCCCAUUACAGUCAAUGGGCUUCGGCGGUGCAUGGAUCUAUCAGGCUGUGGUGCAGUCCAGCUGUGGUAAAACUACGACUCCCAAGAUGCACACUUGCUUGGCUGUUCUCAGAACUCCAUAGAAAUGAAGAGCAUGCUGGGAAUCGUAGUUUCACCACAGCUGGAGUGCCGGAGGGAAGCACCUUUGCAAAAAAAAACCCUUUUUAUUGUGUUAAGUCUACAGCUGUAAUGCAGGUUGGUAUCCUGUGCUGUCAGAAACUGCAGGCAUACCCCCUUCAGUCUGUCCCCUACUUGUUGCUAACUUACAUUUGCUAGAUUAGUGUGAAGUAGGGAAAUGAUGGAAGUACAACUGCAAGAUUAGUGUUUGUAGUUUGUAAGCAUGGGGUUCUCUAGGUUUAUAUGAACACGUGGACACAGAUGCAACCGAGUAAUAAAAAAACAGUUACAAAGGUAUACUCAACCUAAAAAAAGCACAAGAAAUCAGAUAAACCUAUUUAAGAAAACCCUUUUUGUUUCCCCCCACCGAUUGAAAAUAUCACAAUUUCCUGCUAGUAUUCUACCCUCGUACCUAAAGGGAUUGUAUGGGAUCAGAAGAACUUUCUUCUAGAAGACGCACUAUUCUUGAUUCUUGCCCCUGGGCUGUUUUCUUCAGUCCCACAUAUUUGAAUAGUACAGCGUUACUAGACAAAAUCCAUGGGCAGGAGUGGCACUGUUUCUGUAUUAAAACGGUCUUUUAAAAAAAAAAUAUAUAUACUGUACUUUAAAAUCUCUACAGCCGGCGUAUUGUAUUUGAGUCUGUUGUGAAAUGUAGAAACAGUGCCACCUGCUUGCUACCAGCAGUAUAGCAGGUGCCAUUGGUAAAUAUUGAGCAGUAAGGCUGAGUUCACACGGGCGAGAUUUCCGCGCGGGUGCAAUGCAGUAGGUGAACGUAUUGCACCCGCACUGAAUCCUGACCCAUUCAUUUCAAUGCGGCUGUGCACAUGAGCAUU